Spea bombifrons (plains spadefoot toad) is the source of this 1361-nucleotide messenger RNA. It is a transcript of the gene PLEK, whose product is annotated as pleckstrin. The coding region runs from base 75 to 1127 and encodes 350 amino acids. The transcript has 9 exons. The record is from RefSeq and is a predicted model, not a curated record. Gene Ontology annotation, cellular component: plasma membrane. NCBI's taxonomy places the organism in Eukaryota, Metazoa, Chordata, Amphibia, Anura, Pelobatidae. Gene Ontology annotation, biological process: actin cytoskeleton organization; intracellular signal transduction.
AAAUGUCCAACAUUUCAUCUGUCUCAACACAACAUUAACUGUCUUUCUAAAGGUUUCCCAAGAGGGUAAUCAGCAUGGAACGUGAGCCACAGAAAAUCCGAGAAGGCUACUUGGUUAAGAAGGCCCUGUUUAAUAAAUGGAAGCCAAUGUGGGUUAUAUUACUGGAAGAUGGCAUAGAAGUCUACAAGAAGAAAACUGACAAUAGCCCCAAAGGGAUGAUUCCACUAAAGGGGAGCAUCAUAACUAAUCACUGUCAGGAUUUUGGCAAAAGAAUGUUUGUGUUUAAAAUCACCACAUCUAAGGAGCAGGAUCAUUAUUUCCAAGCUUCUCACCAAGAAGAACGAGAUGCAUGGGUAAAAGAUCUGAAAAAGGCAGCAAAAUGUAUUGAGGAUGGUCAAAGGUUUGCCAGAAAAUCCACCAGAAGAUCAAUCAGAUUGCCUGACACAAUUAACCUAAGUGAGCUGUACACCUCUAUGAAAGAUCCAGACCGGGGAAUUAAAGUGCUAAAAUUAGAAAAGGACAAAAAAGUUUUCAACCAUUGUUUUACAGGUAUCUGUGUGGUUGACUGGUUAAUAUCUAGCAAAUCUGUCAGGAAUCGCCAAGAGGCCCUUAUGCUAGCCUCUGCUUUGCUGAAUGAAGGUCACCUUCAACCUGCUAAUGACAUGUCCAAAAAUGCCGCUCAAGGCUUGUCAGAAACGACUUUACUGGAUGUUUCGGAUGCAUUGUAUUACUUUCAAGAUAGCGGAUUCUUCUGUGAAGAUAAUUCUAGUGAUGAUGAUGCAAUCCCCAAAGAGGAAUUCAGAGGCAUUGUGGUUAAACAGGGAUGUUUACUGAAACAGGGUCACCGAAGGAAAAACUGGAAAGUAAGGAAGUUUGUUCUGAGAGAGGACCCUGCGUACCUGCACUACUAUGACCCAGCUUCAGGGGAUGAACCUUUGGGAGCUAUCCACUUGCGAGGCUGUGUAGUGACUGCUGUAGAAGAUACAAUGGAUGCAAAGAAGCAAGACGGGAAUCUCUUUGAAAUCAUCACGGCAGCCGAAGUGCAUUACUUUCUGCAGGCCGCGUCCUCUGAGGAACGCAAAGAAUGGAUUAAAGCUAUCCAAACUGUGUCCAGAAUUGGGAAAUAGUUUUAUUCUAUUUUUAUUUUGUAGUUGCAGAAAACCAGAAACACGCAAUUCUACAGUGUUUAUUUUUUUGUUUAAUUAUGCAUUUAUGUAAGUUUCUCUAUAUAAUGACACCAAAUAAUUUAUAUAUAUGCAAUCAUAUUCAGUUAUUUUAUUAAAGAAAUUAAAAAAAACUGUUUUCCUUCAGAGGAGAAAUCCAAGUGUUUUUCAAAUACUACAGUUUAAAAUAUAUAAGAA